GUUAACCUGACAGCCUGCGGUCUGUCUCCUCAGAGACAAUAAAGAGGCUCUAGAUUUUAAUGAGAAAGAAAAGAGGAGAAAUAUGCCCAGCUGUGGGACGCCUUAAAUCUACUGGAUUGAGCUCAAGAAUGCAAAAGAAAAGUCUGUUUGUUUCUACAGAGAUAUUUGUGCCGGAUAAAUUUCAUAUAUGUGGGAGAGUUUCUGUUGCUCGGGACUUUGAAUUGGGUAAUGUCUCAUGGGCGAACACACAGUUGGAUUUCUGCUGAUAACAAAAGGGACUGCCACGAGAAAACGUAUUAAGUGAGGAGUUUUUCAUCAUUAACUCCAGAGGAAGUUCAAAGAAACAACAGCAGGGCUCAUCAGCUUGAUCUGAAGGCUAACUGACACUGACCUUGGCAGUCGUCGCCUGUGAAUCUGCACAUUUCUACCGAGCGAACCAAAUGCAGACAGAAAGAUGCAUUUGGGUAAGGCUUUACUGUUUGUCCUCCUCCUCAACUGCGCAACUUUGAGCUCAUGCCUGUCAACUUGUGCCACCGUGGAUAUUGACCAUGUGAAAAGGAAGAGGGUCGAGGCGAUACGGGGUCAGAUUCUGAGCAAACUCCGACUGACGAGUCCUCCGCACUCCCUCGGACCGAAUAAAAUCCCUUAUCAAAUCCAAGCAUUGUAUAACAGCACCAAGGAGCUACUGGAGGAGCUUGGGAGGGAUCGGCAGCAAAGUUGCGGUCAGGACAACACAGAGACAGAGUACUAUGCCAAAGAGAUAUACAAAUUCAACAUGGUCUACGGACCGCCAGAGAGCAACGAUCUGCUCUACUGCCCAAAAGGCAUCACCUCUAAGGUUUUCCGCUUCAACGUCUCCGCCAUGGAAAGGAACUCAACCAACCUCUUCAGAGCAGAGUUUCGAGCUCUGAGGGUGCCAAACUCAAGUGCCAAGAGGAAUGAACAGCGGAUUGAGCUCUACCAGAUUGUGAGGCCAAAUGAACACAUUAGGAAACAACGCUACAUCGGAGCCAAGAAUGUGCUGACCAAAGGUACCCCUGAAUGGGUCUCCUUCGAUGUGACUGAGACAGUGCGGGAAUGGCUGAUGAACAGAGGAACUAAUCUGGGCCUGGAAAUCAGUGUGCACUGCCCCUGCCACACCUUCAACCCAAAUGGUGACAUCAUUGACAAUGAGAACGAGGUGCUGGAGGUGAAGUUCAAAGGUGUGGAUGGAGAUGAGGAGCACAGUCGCUUGGAUCUGGAUCACCUGAAGAAGAAAAAGGAGCAGUACCUGCCUCACCUUAUCCUCAUGAUGAUCCCACCACACCGCUUGGACACUCAGUACACCCGCCGACGCAAGAGAGCACUGGACACAAACUACUGUUUCUCAAACACAGAGGACAGCUGCUGUGUUCGCAAGCUCCACAUUGAUUUCCGGCGUGAUUUGGACUGGAAGUGGAUCCAUGAGCCCAGUGGUUACGAUGCCAACUACUGCUCUGGGCCCUGUCCUUACCUGAGGAGUUCAGACACAACACACAGCUCGCUGCUGAGCCUGUACAACACUCUGAAUCCAGAGGCAUCGGCCGCCCCCUGCUGUGUCCCUCAAGACCUGGAACCCCUCACUAUACUCUACUACUCUGGACGAACCCCCAAAGUGGAGCAACUCUCCAACAUGAUUGUCAAGUCUUGCAAGUGUAGCUGAGAAGACUUUGAAAGGCGAGGUAGUGUGGCACGAUUUUACUAGGUACUGACCAGACCCAUGCUCGUUGACUUUUGGACUCUUAGCUGUGACAAAUACUUAAAACUGACCCUGUGGCCUCGUGGCGUAGAUCUGAAAACCACUCUGGAGGUCACACUUUUUUUUUUUUUUUCAAGGAUGCAGAUUUUCUUAAAACUUGAGAUCAUCUUUUUUUUCUUGUUUUGUUUUUUUCCACCCACUCAGUCAGUUCUGAAUGACAAGUAGUUCUCUUCUUUAUCUUAAAAGGUCCAACCAAAACCAAACUCAGUCUUACAAUCAAGGUACAAUCUUUAAAUAUUUUCGUCUAGAUUUGUGAAGAUGGACAACACACUGUUAAGGCUAGAUUACAGAGACUCCUGUACAAAUCUGUGACAUGAAGAUAAAACGAUGAAGUAAUGAAAGAGACUUACUCUGUGCUAUAUUUUCUACUUCAGAGCUCAAGCAAAUAUUCCACAAAGUUCAAAUCUCUGCAUUAUCUGUACAGCAGUUUUCCUGUUUCUAGCCUUGGAACAGUAUUGCUCAUAGUCACAAAUAUAGACGUGCUCUCCUGAAUGGUUGAAGAGUCCUUUCAGGAUCUGGAUUUUUCCUUGAACUUGCCUUAAGCUCCCUUCCCUUCAAAACAGUGGGCAUUAUCUUCAAUCACAAAAGGAGAAAGGACAGACUUGCUGCUGUAUCCAAAGCCAUAGCUGUGGUCAGGGAAAAGGAGAGCUGAGAGAGAAUGCCUGUUGGAUUUGCAAUGGAAAGUGAAUGAACAAAGAAGUUGAGCCAAGCUUUUCUUUUUUUGGCCAGCCAGCAGCAAUGGCCUUUUUUUUCGGUGCAUCUAUUAGAAUGGAUGGAAGAAGAGGAAGAAGAAGGAGAAGAAGAAGAGGAGGAAGGAGAAGGAGAAGAAGAAGAGGCGGAAGAAGAAGAAGAAGAAGAAGAAGAAGAAGAAGAAGAAGAAGAAGAAGAAGAAGAAGAAGAAGAAGAGGGAACCUGUAUGCAAGGGAAGAACUGUGAUGGAAACUAGCCAUGAGCACACUGCCUGCCAUUCACUGGAAGUUUUCAUCCCUAACAGGUUCAAAUUAUUUUUGGGACAUCAAAGAAUAUACUGGAAAAGAACAAGUGUUAUGCAACAAGCUUUUUUUAUGAGAUUUCUUUUACAUUAAUAGCAGAUUUGUUCUGUUAUGCAACUUGUCAUAUAGUGAUUGUUUCACUAACUGGGAUGAAAAUUGAUUGAUGGAAACACUUUUAUAUAAAACCACGAGUACUGUUACAUUUCCUUGUGAUUUAGAAAGAAUAUGCAACUUUUUUUGUGCAUAAACAAAUUAGUUUGACUUGUUGUAUUUGGUCCAGUGUAUGUUUGACUAAAAUCUUAAUGUAUUAAAAGGUGACUAUCCCCAGAAAGUUCAAUCGGAGCACUUUUCUCAAGCAAUAACAGGAAAUGUAAUGACAUUUAAAGUGCAGCUGUUUAUUUUAUUUUAUUUUAUUUUUUUUAAAUCAUACUAUCCUAUCAACUCACCUGUCACCUUUCACUCCAGCCAGCUGACAAGGAGUCACAUGUGCAUGUGCAGUCAGGACUCUGGUGUUCCCAAAACACUGCAGUCUUUCAUUCCCUCUGCUCCGUCUCUGUUUGUGUUGGUGCUCCUUUACAGUGUGAAGCCCUAAUGGAACAAAAAAAUGAAGAGGGAGGGGAAGAAGUCAUAACAUGACAGUGGCUGGAUGUACAGUUAGACCUCAUUUUUCUCCGAGUCAGGAGAACGAUUCUGAAUCCCUGUACUGUUUGACGUUGGCCCAGUCAGAGUCAUCUAACCUUUAGGUGACAUUUAGGUGAUGUUUUUGGCAGUAAUAUUGUUUGGUUGACUUGUUGAUCAUGAUUGUUAUUAAAAACACA
This is a messenger RNA of Seriola dumerili (greater amberjack), 3587 nucleotides long. Its product is annotated as transforming growth factor beta-3-like. Gene Ontology annotation, biological process: BMP signaling pathway; regulation of cell population proliferation; transforming growth factor beta receptor signaling pathway. Gene Ontology annotation, cellular component: extracellular region. The record is from RefSeq and is a predicted model, not a curated record. Gene Ontology annotation, molecular function: type II transforming growth factor beta receptor binding; growth factor activity; cytokine activity. Bases 455 to 1681 code for a protein of 408 amino acids. The transcript has 7 exons. NCBI's taxonomy places the organism in Eukaryota, Metazoa, Chordata, Actinopteri, Carangiformes, Carangidae.